AUGUCGUCCUUGUCACACGAUCACCUUCGAGAGACGAUUCAGUUGGUUGCUCCCUCUCAACAAUCGGGUGUAGCUUUUGGCUCAGAUGAAGACAACGCAGCUUCCACUACCUUGCUUGUGGGAGCGAUAUUCACGGCACUUUUUUUCUUGCCCUACGUUGUCAUUGGAGUGCAUCAACAUUUCUAUGGCUACACCGCGACAACGCACCAGUUGAACAGGGGACGUUCUUGUACCGAUUCGAGGAUUCAUGACGAGGCGGCCAGGGCGGAGGUGGGAGUCCCGCUAAAUCUAAAUCUUAAUCAAGCUCUUUGGGGUCAUUUUGAUGAUUUCGCAGAACAACUUGAUCGUCAGGUUCAACAAAGUUACUUUGGGCAACGACUACCACAUCAAGCACACCAUUUUUAUGCUGACCACUCAGAAGGAGCUACCGGACAACAGUUCGUCCUGCAGCCACGACGCCCCUCUGCUGAAUCAGAAAGUGCAGUAACAGAGUCGACAACUACUACCGAGGUGGAGAUGAAUUCUCCUUCUGGAAAUGAACACAAACACACGCGACGAAAUGCAACAGACGCAGACGAUGAUGCCAGCAGCUCGUGCAAAGAUGUCUGUGUUGCUUGUUUAAGUGAUGAUGUGAAACCUACGAUCCUGUUCCUCCCCUGUGCCCAUUUGGCAUUGUGUCAACAUUGCGUUGGCAAAUGUCCUCGUGCUGGUGUCAAUGGGUCCUUACACCGUUGUCCUAUUUGUCGGUCGGAGGGCAGAGUAAUGAAGAUAUUUCGGGUUUAGAUUGAUCAUGUGCUCGUGCUGUAGGCAAAUGAUGAUAUCAAGCAGUAACCUUCUUUCCUUUAUUUGGUUCGCGAACAUGAACUAAGGCUAAGGUGGUAACCAAUAUUUUGAUUGAGCGAUUUUUUUCCUGUGAAGAUAUUGAUAUGAGAACCUUGAGUUUUUUUCCAAGAAAUAGCAAUAUUAAUAGACGUCUAAAGACGUCUACUUAAUCAUUAGCAAUAGACGUCUAAUCAUUUUUCAAAAAUGAUUUUUGUACUUACACGACUGAAUAAGAAGAAACAACAACAGAAAGUAGAAUGCUGUAGAUGCUCUGGUGUAGAUGCUCGCUGCAGAACUCAUUCCAAAACUGAAUUCUUAUAGGAAAAACAGACGAAUUCUGAUCAUAUUUGCUACUCUGAAGAUGCUCAAAUCAGAUUUUCUGGGAGAAGAGCCACCAGUGCGGACGUGAAAUGCGUGCUUUCUUUGCGCCCACCCCAGCUGGUGCGCCGAACGAUUCGAAAAAUUUGUAAAUUGUAAAUUGUUGCCGUGUGGUUCUCAAAAAAUUGCACGAACUGCAACUAGAACAAAUACGAACUCAGUCUCAGUCUCAGGGAAGAUGAUCAUCAUUGCAGCAGCUGUUGUUGUCAUGAAGAUCGGCCUGAUUGUUGUCAUGAUGAUCGUCCACGUCAAUCAUUUUGAAGACAACCUUUCUAAGUCCACCUUCUACUUGCCGACUUACAGCGACAGCGACACGAUUAAAGGCGACUCAAUUAUUUCUAGUGAUUUUCAUGUAAUUAUUUCUAGUGAUUUUCAUGUUGGAUAAUCGAAAAAGAGUUUCAAGGUUCUAUUUUGUCCUAAUAUGUUGGAGUUGGUGGCAUCGACCACACUUCUGUUUUCGAUACUGAUUCUGGGAUGGUAUAAUGAUUUUUUAUCUUGACGCGAACUGUGACGUGAGAUUAUGCUAAUUUGGUGAACACGUCCACGGUGAAC
This is a messenger RNA of Amoebophrya sp. A25, 1752 nucleotides long. The record is from the annotation of a GenBank genome assembly. NCBI's taxonomy places the organism in Eukaryota, Dinophyceae, Syndiniales, Amoebophryaceae.